CAUUUUUCUUUAUAACUAUUUUUGUCCUACGUGGUCACAGCAGUGGAUAGCUAUUGUAGAACCUUGGAACAUUCAGAAGUACAUGAAGAAGCUGAUGAUAAGCGUCAGCCAUAAUCCCAUCACGUGGGGGCAUGAGCUUUCGCCCUAUCUGAACACACCAGGCCGGGUGUGGUUGGGGCCCUUACUCAACGGUCUCCAUUUACUCUGCAAAGUAACCACAGCAAGGCCUUAAGCAGCUUCCCCCUCACUUUUGGAAGAUUCAUUCAGGGAUCGUUUCCACCCAGAUGUCUGAAAUCCUAUAGCUGCGGUCAGCAAUCCCCAGAGUGGAGUGCAGUGUGGAGGCUGAGUGCUGAGAAGAGGCAGCCUGGGGCAAGGCUGGUCCACCCUCCUGGGUUCCAGGAGUGGACCAUAAACUCACCAGGAGGACUAUGAGUGAAGAGACGGUCCCCGAGGCCGCCUCCCCGCCGCCCGCGCAGGGGCGGCAGUACUUCGACCGCUUCUCUGAGGAAGACCCUGAGUACCUGCGCCUUCGCAACCGUGCGGCGGACCUGCGGCAGGACUUCAACCUGAUGGAGCAGAAGAAGCGCGUCACCAUGAUCCUGCAGAGCCCGUCUUUCAGGGAGGAGCUGGAAGGCCUCAUCCAGGAGCAGAUGAAGAAGGGGAACAACUCCUCCAACAUCUGGGCCCUGCGGCAGAUCGCGGACUUCAUGGCCAGCACCUCCCACGCAGUCUUCCCAACAUCUUCCAUGAAUUUCUCCAUGAUGACGCCCAUCAAUGACCUCCACACAGCUGACUCCUUGAACCUGGCCAAGGGCGAGCGGCUCAUGCGGUGCAAGAUCAGCAGUGUCUACCGCCUCCUGGACCUCUAUGGCUGGGCCCAGCUGAGUGACACCUACGUCACACUGAGAGUCAGCAAGGAGCAGGACCACUUCCUAAUCAGCCCGAAGGGAGUUUCUUGCAGUGAAGUCACAGCAUCCAGCCUGAUCAAGGUGAACAUCCUGGGAGAGGUGGUGGAGAAGGGCAGCAGCUGCUUCCCGGUGGACACCACAGGCUUCUGUCUGCACUCUGCCAUCUACGCUGCCAGACCCGACGUCCGCUGCAUCAUCCACCUUCACACCCCAGCCACCGCGGCGGUGUCAGCCAUGAAGUGGGGCCUCCUGCCUGUGUCCCACAACGCCCUGCUGGUGGGGGACAUGGCCUACUUCGACUUCAAUGGCGAGAUGGAGCAGGAAGCCGAUCGGAUCAACCUGCAGAAGUGCCUUGGACCCACCUGCAAGAUCCUGGUGCUAAGAAACCAUGGAGUGGUUGCUCUGGGUGACACCGUGGAGGAGGCGUUUUAUAAGGUCUUCCACCUGCAGGCUGCGUGUGAGAUCCAGGUGUCUGCUCUGUCCAGCGCGGGGGGCGUGGAGAACCUCAUCCUUCUGGAGCAGGAGAAGCACCGGCCGCAUGAGGUGGGCUCCGUGCAGUGGGCAGGGAGCACCUUUGGGCCCAUGCAGAAGAGCCGGCUGGGUGAGCACGAGUUUGAGGCCCUCAUGAGGAUGCUGGACAACCUGGGUUACAGAACAGGCUACCCCUACCGCUACCCCUUAGUGCAAGAGAAAACCAAACACAAGAGUGAGGUGGAGAUUCCAGCCACAGUCACAGCCUUCGUGUUCGAGGAGGACGGCGCCCCGGUGCCCGCCCUGCGGCAACACGCACAGAAGCAGCAGAAGGAGAAGACCCGCUGGCUCAACACGCCCAACACCUACCUGCGGGUCAACGUGGCCGACGAGGUCCAGAGGAGCAUGGGCAGCCCCCGGCCCAAGACCACGUGGAUGAAGGCUGACGAGGUGGAGAAAUCCAGCAGUGGCAUGCCCAUACGGAUCGAAAACCCAAACCAAUUUGUGCCUCUCUAUACCGACCCCCAAGAAGUGCUGGACAUGCGCAACAAGAUUCGAGAACAAAACCGGCAGGAUGUGAAGUCGGCAGGGCCUCAGUCCCAGCUCCUGGCCAGUGUCAUCGCUGAGAAGAGCCGAAGCCCGUCUACAGAGAGCCAGCUGAUGUCGCAGGGCCAGGCGGAUACCAAAGACGAGUCUGAGGAGACAGUGCCCAACCCCUUCAGCCAACUCACGGACCAGGAGCUGGAGGAGUACAAGAAAGAGGUGGAGAGGAAGAAGCUAGAACUCGAUGGAGAGAAAGAACCAGCCGUGGAGGAGCCUGGCUCACCUGGAAAGUCCGCACCUGCUUCCCCAGCUCAGAGUCCAGCCAAGUCAGAGACGAAGAGCCCCGUGGGCUCUCCCUCCAAGUCUGUGGACGAAGAGGCUCAGAAGACGGAACCAAGCAAACCCACCACAGAGCCUGAGACGACCCAGCCAGAGGGUGUGGUGGUGAACGGCAGGGAGGACGAGCCGACGGCAGAGGAAAUCCUCAGCAAAGGCCUGAGCCAGAUGACCACGCACGCCGACACGGAUGUGGACACCUCGAAGGACAAAACCGAGUCAGUCACCAGUGGCCCCAUGUCCCCGGAGGGCUCUCCUUCCAAGUCCCCAUCCAAGAAGAAGAAGAAGUUCCGAACCCCAUCCUUCCUGAAGAAGAGCAAAAAGAAGGAGAAGGUGGAGUCCUGAGGUGGGGCUCCCAUUUGCACCCCUGCUCCCUCACCUUCUCCCACCUCUGUCUCGGAAGCACGGGGCCCAGGAUCACACUCCGAGGGGAAGCUUAGAGAUUGCACGACCACCCCCCCACUUCAUUUUCCAAUCGCCCCACAGAAAUCAGGUGACUUUCCCAAGGUCACCCAGCGAGUUUGUGGCAGAGCCUGCACUAGAAUCCGGGUCUUCAGGCUCCCAGUGCUCCAGUGCUCUUUCCACUACACAACACUGCCUAGUUGGGGCCGCCUUUGCGAGAAGGCUGCCCCUGAUCUGAGCCCAAAGCAAGGGGCCAAAGGCGGCCAUGAGCUCUCACAAGUUCAGACCAAAAUCAGACAGGUCGAGGCUUCCCGGAGCCUUUUCCUUGCAGGAACCCAAUCUUCUGCCGCUGGAGCCAUGGCUAUAUUUGGAAAUCUCUCUUCUCCUUUCCAGAGGGUAACUGCCCUGCUGCUCACAGUGACCAGACAGAUGGAUCCGUCCCUCCCCCAGAAGUUAAUCUUUGUUCCCAAGGGCUGAUGGCUUAGCUUGUGCUUCCCCAUCCACUAACCCCGAGCUUUCUUCAUGGAACCCCUGGAAUGACGGCUGGAAGCCUUUGAAGAGUGGGUAGGCGUAAGGGUGAACCAGGUCAGCCGCCGAGGGCAGGAAGGGGGGAUGAUUUCAUCAGUAUAAGAAGCCAGGAACUUGACCCAUUUGAAGUGCAUCUCAGGCACUUCAAAACUAAAACCAAAUUUAGCUUAGAAAAACAUGGUCUCGUGCUCGGGGCCGAAAUUUGGGCAAAUUCCCAUUCUCUGUUGGCUUUGGGUUGUAUGAGAAGGAGCAGGGCCGUGCGGGAUACGCUCUGCCUUUCUAGCGUAACCUGAGCAAUGUGCUCUCCUGUCAGUCGCCCUCCGGUCCAGAGUCAGGGGUCCCCUGACCUCCCCUCCAACCUAGAAGCCCUGGCUCACAGACCAGAACUGACCUCGUACCCUAGGCCCCUUGACCUUGGCUCCUCUGGGUUUUGACUCAGUCCCUCUGGGUCUAGCAGGGAAAUAAGAGGUGAGCCCUUCAGGAUUAAUCCUCUUGGACCAGCCAUCAUAGGAAUGUCCCCAGCCCUGCCCCUAUCUGGCCAUCCUGGGGCCUGGAGGAGCCACAGCUGCUGUUUUAAACGCCAGCACUCCCUUUUCAUCCUCUCCGCUGGGGCACUGGUUCGUGGUCGGCUUCCAAAAAUAUAGACAAUCCACUCUCUUUAAAGCACAGUGUCUUCAAAGAAUAUUUUCCCUUUCUGUCCUGAUUAUUGUAAAUGUAUUUUUGAAAAUUGUUAAUCACAGUUUUCCAUUUUUGAGCACUUCACACACACACACACACACACACAGCACUGUGCAGGCUUCACAUCCAUUUUAUCCUUUAACCCACUCUAUAAUCCUGUGAUGUGGGUCAGAUUAUUCCCAUUUUAUGGGUCAGGAAACUGAGCCCCAUCCCAAAAAGGAUAAUUGACUUGUUCCAAUGACUUGGCUAGAAAGAUCCAGAGCCUGGAUUUGAACCCAAGCCCAUCAGAGUCCAGAGCCUUUGCUUUUAACAGCUAUGAUGAUCAGCAAACUUUAACCGCCAUGGUGGUGGUUUUAGUCCAGAGCCUGUGUCUGUGCCUGGUCUCUACUUCACUUGAAGUGAAGGUAGGAAACCCCUCAUCAAUGCAUUUAGUCCUGGUGAAUGUGGGUCAUUGGUGAAGGGGCAGUGUGGACCUCUGACACAGGAGAGGCCAGAACCUUCUGGUUGGAGCAGGAAACAACAUCCACAGUUGGGCUAUUCCUGGAGAAGGAAGGAAACUGACACAUGACUAAGGAAAACCCAGUAAGUGGUCAGUGUCCCUAAGACAAAUUCCUCUCUGCUCCCCAGGCCCCUCUCUCUGUCCCACUUUGACCAAGUCAAGUCUUGUGAUGGCCCACCCAACGGUCAGGGCACCGAUGCCUCAGAAAAGUCUGGAUAUGGGAAAUGCCUUUCAAAGCCAAUCCUUUGAUGCCUUUAAAAAAAUAGAUUGCACAUUAAUCAUUCAUCCCAAGAGUUCUCAAGCGCCCACUAAGCAUCAGGCAUUAUGCUGACAUUCAAAGAAAACAGUCAUCAGACCAGAACGAUCAACAGCAGGCAAUGUUCAGAGGAGGGCAGAGGAUGCAGCUUCUGGUGUCUUUGAGCGGUUGUAGCUCAGAGAUGACGUCGACUGACCCUUCACUUUCAGCAGGUUCUCUUUAUUCCCUUUGUGACAGGGAGGUCUCAUUUAGGUGAGUGUGCCGGAGCCUGGCAGGAGUUUGUGCCACCCCCGCCUCCAUCCAUCUCUUCUUCCCUCAGGCAUUCCAAAGCCACACAGGAGCUUGGGUCGUGGGCCGGGCCCCAGGGCAGGACACCGUCCCCUCCCGGAGGGAGUUCCUAAGUCUAGGAGGCAUGUAGACUAGUUACAAAAAGGUCCAGGGCACAGAGGUGGCAGGAAGAAGCUGCCAUUCACUUGUCUUCUGGGCCAGGGAAACCUUCCUGAAAGGAGUGAUGGUUGAUUUAGGUUUUCAAAACAAAGAGGAAUUGUCCAGGAGGACAGGAGGUUGAAAGGGACCUCAGUGAUGAAGGAAGAGCAGGUGCAAAGGCACAGGAGCGUGAAAGAAGCAGGAAACGCUGUGACCCGCCCACUGAGUAAUUCAGUGCAGUCCAGACAGACAGUGUGAUGCAGGCUGGACGUCCUUUCCCGGGUGGGCAGGGUGGAGCCUAAAGAAACGUGCAGCAGGUGUGGAGGAUCUGGACUUUGUCAUGGUUUGGAGCUGCUGGGUGCUUGUGAUCAGCGUAGAUGAUCAGCUUGCAUUUUUAAGAAACCCCUUCGGUGGUCGAGCAGAGAAUGGAGUGGAGAAGACGGCGCCAGCGGCACGGGGUCUCCGUGGAGCCUUUGGGAAACCUCAGCAUUGACUCAGGCUGGGGGCCUGCUGAACGCUGCAUCUUCCUUUACAGCAAGGAGAGUGCAUGGAAUUCAUUCCUACACACUUCUUUGCAUAAGGCCUCUCACGAGAGCCCUGCAACCGGGACAGGGAACUGGUCAAAGAGCUAACGUUUAGUGCAGUUUCUGGUUCUAUUUGCCUUGCUGGACAGUUGCCGGGAGAACGAUUGAGUCCUCUGGCCCCUGUCCUCCCCUCAUAUGUGUAGGAGGUGACACACGUGGCUCCAGGCAGGAAGCUGCAAGCUAAGGGCUGUUGGAGCUGAUGCGCUAUCCAAACAAGACCACAGGCCCUUAGGUGAGAAGAAGGGACUUUUCUUUGGCUCUAAAUAAAAGUUGGCUGGAUACUUUGGCCGGUAUCUUUCUGGAGAAAAAUGUAUACAUGGAACACCCAGAACUGUUAGAGAGUAAGAUGGGUUCUAGUAAAGCUUGGAUGUGCCACAGAAAAGGGAUGAGAAACUGUGAACAAAUGUGCUGUUUUGUGGAUGCUGGACUGCGGAGCGGAGAGAUUUCUGAGCCUGUUUCCCUGGGAAGAUGGGCAGGAGAAAUGGUUACAGAGACACAAGCUUGGCUCCAGUGACUCUGAGCACCAGUGACCGGCACCCAGCAGCAACGUGUGAGGACCAGCCAUGCAACCUGUCCUCAGACUUUGCUAAAAGUGCUGCCAAGAGGCAACCCCCUCACCCCAAGCCCAGAUCUGGGCUCCAUAAGAGCCUCCUGGCCUGCAGGUGACUCAAGUCACUGUCCCACUUCGGCCAGGUUAUAGCUGAAAAUAACCUCCCUCAACACUCUUGUAAUGAAAAUGGGGUUUCCUCUGCAGACAGGUAAUUCUUUUUAAAGGACUAGGAGGGGUUUGGAUGAGAAGCUUGGUCCAGUAAGAGCCCCACUGGAAAGUAUCACCCUUAUACGACUGACCGUGUACCCUGAGCCAUGCAUCUGGCUCCCUGUCUAGCAGUCACCCACUCCUGAAAGUCGCAAGACAGGCAUGCAGAUGUCAUUCCGCUACUGCCCUCAUCAGCGCGGGGAGAAGUGCUAGGAGGCCACUUCUCUGGUUUCUGUGGAUUUGCCAGAACCAUUUGCCCAACAGCGCAAUUCACUUCCAGAAGCCGUAAGGAUGAAGAGGAAGCCUACCCUCGAAUUCUGUGCCAUCUGUUGCACGAGUGUGGACUUUGAGGUCUAGUUCCAGGCAGGAGCAUUCUGUUUUUUGACUGCUGAACAAAUGAGAAAACACACAGCCCUUCUCCAGGGCACCACUGUGACCUGGAAGCAGCCCUCCAGGUGGCUGGCACGUUGCAGUGGCCUCUCUGAGUGCAGGAAACAGGGCUUUGUACACCUGCUCUCCCACAUGAGCCCAAGCCAGCUUUCCAAGACAAUCCCAUUCAGAGCCUGAGAAGAAAUGACAGAGGGGCUAGACCAUGCUCUCCAUCCCCGCUCCCCACACUUCACAACCAAUGACACAUCAUAUCGUCACUGCUCCACAUCUGUUCUGAAAGGGAUACUUUAAAAAGUCAGAGACCUCAACUGAUGAUAUAUGCUCAUGGAUAUUGAUCCGUGCCUGAUUCUGCUGGUGCCACAGGAUGAAAACGCUUACACAGAUCACAGUAGAGCAAUAGUCUCUAAAUGCCCUGUCUGAGCAGCCUACCCACUUGGAUGUUGGAGUACUUUUUGCCAGAACUAAGAUGCACCCGUAGAGCCUUGUCACCGACACACACACUCUUCGAUCUCCUACGGUGGGAAGCCACCUCCCCCAGACCCUGUGGGGACAUCUGGCAGUAUGCCCCUCUUGAGUGGAGAGAGCAAGCACCAUUCGUCAUUGUUAUAUAAGACAAGCUUCUCUUUUUAGGAACAAUUCGGAAGACUCUCCAGUUGGGGGUUUUCUUAAAAAUGCAGAAGUAAUGGUUUGCAUUGGUUUGUAAUUAGGAAGUACAAGGUUUUGCUAAAUGGAUAUUUGGUGCCCUUUGCCUUUGAGAUUGCCCCUCAAAAUUGGGUCAUCGCUUUGAGAAAUUGGGGUCUGAAGAUGGAGCAGUCACCACUGCUGAUAAGAGGAGAGGCUUGGGUGUCGCUGGAGUCAGAGGCUGGCUGCGGCAAAGUACCAGUAGUUCUCCCAGUGUAGACAGCCCCUGACUUUCCUCACCCACUGUUUCCAGGCAGCCGGACGAGGCCAGCUAUAAUGUGGCAAACCCGUCUCUCUAAGUAGUGUGUGGAAGACAUGUCAAGGGCUUAAGUGAGUGGUAGGCUAGUCCAGAAAAAAACCCUAAGCUCUUUUUCCCUCCAGCAAGUCAUUGUGUAUCAUUUUUAGAAGCUUUAAGACCAGAUCUUGUCUUUUAAAGUCAAUCAGAAAAAGGAAGACAGUUGGACCAAAGCCAGAGGGGCCACAUUUAAAGACAUCAAAAGCCUCAUAAAAUGGGAAUAUACAUGAGGGAACCCCAUGCCCACAUUUCACCUCCGCCCCAUGCCUCUCGGUCCUGCUUUGUGGGUGCGUGAUGGGCUCCACGGGCUGCCCUACUUUAUAUUCCUGGGCUCUGCACCCCCAAGUCCCACCUCCUUGCCCAGGAAGAGGCGGGGUGGAGAGAAGGGAUACUCUGGAGGCUGGCUCACCUGGCCGGGGGCGUGGGGGUCUACGCAGGGUGCAGUGAUCUCCGAUGCUGUGGAUGGUUUUGGUGAAAUGUCCGUGUCUGACAAUCGUCUUCCCUUGUACAUACAUGGUCUGUGUUUAGCUUUUCCUAGUACUGUGAACUUUCCCAUAGGGGUUCCAUGUAAAUACUCUUUCUGCUCCUGAAAUGCCAGCCCCCGGAUCAUGCAUUUGCCCCACAAAUGGUUUUGCCUUUCUCUAUGCUAACACUUUUGGAGCCACUGAUGUGCAGAUUGAUUAGUUUCUUGGGCUUUUAUUUUGCAAUUUUAUAUAUAUAUAUAUACACACACGCACAUAUAUAUAAUAUAUAUAUAUAUAUAUUUAUGGGUUGGUUUUGUACAGUUUUCUGUUUGAAUCUCUGAGCACCAAAGCUGCCCUUGGAUUUUCAGGAGAACUUUCCAAAGCCACUUCCUGAGUAACACCCCACCCCCCAACCCCGCUUUGGUGUCUGUGGUGCCGGGUGCUGCCUCUGCCCGUGGACUCUGUCUGUAUGUGCUGUUAUCUCCGGCAGAUAUCACCCCAGUAAAUCUACCGUGCUUGGCUUCCUGG
This is a messenger RNA of Sus scrofa (pig), 8746 nucleotides long. It is a transcript of the gene ADD2, whose product is annotated as adducin 2. Gene Ontology annotation, cellular component: cytoskeleton; postsynaptic density; plasma membrane. Gene Ontology annotation, biological process: barbed-end actin filament capping. The record is from RefSeq and is a predicted model, not a curated record. Gene Ontology annotation, molecular function: actin filament binding. NCBI's taxonomy places the organism in Eukaryota, Metazoa, Chordata, Mammalia, Artiodactyla, Suidae.